This is a messenger RNA of Scylla paramamosain (green mud crab), 12248 nucleotides long. RefSeq lists its product as uncharacterized. The transcript is spliced from 24 exons. Lineage: Eukaryota; Metazoa; Arthropoda; Malacostraca; Decapoda; Portunidae. Bases 1 to 6816 code for a protein of 2271 amino acids. The record is from RefSeq and is a predicted model, not a curated record.
AUGUCAAACGCCACACCUGUUUCACCUGAAGCUCUCUCUACUCACCUGUUCGCAGUACCUUCUGUGAGUGAGGAAAGUGAGCAGAGGGACCUCACCUGGCUUGACCUAUGUGGGUGUGGCCGCCAGGAUGACCGUCAGCGCGAAGAGAAGCGUCAGCGGGGCUCCAGAGGGGGCGGGGAGAGGUGCGGCAGGUGCGGGGGCGGGUUCUCCCUCUUCUUUAACAAGCGGGUGGUGUGUGGCGGCCCGUGUCAAGUCACCGUCUGCAGGAGGUGCGCGCCCUGGUCACCCGCGGCUAAGGCUUAUGUGUGUGGCGUGUGUGCUGCGCCGCUCGCCACGCCCACCACGCCCGUCACGCCCGUCACGCCCUCCACGCCGCAGGGGACGCGCAGUAAAGAGCGCAAGGAGGUGGAGGCUGGGGUUCGCUCCCACAUAGAAGCCUUGGUGGAGGGGCAAGUUGGAGGGCCCUUAGAUCCAGUCAGCGCCUCCCCCACCACCGCCCACCCUCUUCAGCGGCGGCUGUUCAGCACACACCACGCUGCUCUCAGCACCGCCAUUGCCAAGCUGUCCUACUCCCUGCAGAUGUCCAUUCUCAACCGGCCGCUGCCCCCUGAAGAGCUGCCCACAACACGCCACGCCCACCUGACUGACCGCGUCACUCAGGUUCUCCGUGACGCCAUGAUUCUGCCGCGCCAGAUGGAGAGUUAUGACCCGGCGGUGUCCCCAGAAACCCCCGUGGAGGACUUCAACUCCCACACGUACGAGGACAUCCUGGCCACGGCGAUACUCAACAAGGUGCUGGAGUCGUGUGAGGGAAAGCGGCCUGACGAAGUGACCAUAGAAGUGAGCCACGAUGUCGCCAGCACGGACACGGACAGCGGCAUGUCAGGAGGUGCGAAGGAGAGCCGGCGAGGACGUCACAAGAGCGAGGCGGGGUCAGAGGGCAGUGAGGAGAGGUCACUAACGCCCCCCGCCCGCCACACCCCCGCCCACCGCCCGCCCACCGCCAGCCCUGACCAAGGCGUGGUGACGGACGAGUGUUGGGGCCCCGCCUACGCCGCCCACGACGCCCCCCUGCAGUUCAAGAUCGAGGAGCACGUGGAAGAAGUCACCACUCACCACGUGACAGACGAGGACGAGGACGACGACGGUGAUGCCAGUGACUCAGGGUCGUGGCGCGGCUCCCGUGGGUCCCUGGAGGAUCGCAAGAGGACGCGGCGCCACAAGAAGGUGACGCAGCACUCGGUGACGCAGGAUCCCCUCGUCUCCUGCCUGCCCGUCGCCCUGCCGGAUCCCAACCAGGUCACCUCCAGGCGGGUGUCCUUCCCCGAGCUGGGUCGGGAUAUUAUACAAGACUCUUGUUCCGACACUGAGUGCUGCACGGUGAGUCCCAGCGACAUGGUGGUCGAGGCGGACUCGUGGGAGGAGAACUGGCUCUUCCGCCGGCAACGUCUGGCGGGAGUCAACAACUCCGACCCCAUCACGAUGCUCAUCCCUAACCCUGAGGCUCACAUCACCCCUACAGUGGGGAACAGAGAUGUGGAUGAACUGUCAGAGUUGUCAGAACAGAGGUCAGUGUGCAGCAGUGAGCCAUGGAGUGACAGCGAUGGGGAGGGGGAGGGGUUGUACUCAUGCUCCCCUAAUGCUGCCUCACGAGAGCUGUCCUUGCUGGCAGGAGAAAUUGUAGCUGAGUUUGGGCAGCAGGACCAAGAAUACACAGUGGACUACAGUGCAGCAAGCAGAAUGGCUGCAAGGAGAACCCCACCACCACACUCCCCCUCCUACAGCAAGCCUUCCCGGCCCCACUCCCUCCCACAGCACACGCGACACCCCAUGGAGGCAUCCAGGGAGCACCACAAUGGAAGGCCAGUAAGAGGGACAUCCCGAGACUCUGAAUCGGUGUCAGACACUGAGCGGCCGGUGCCCAAGCCAAGGAAACUGUCCUUAGCCACCACACCAUCCUCCAAGGCCUCAGACAAAUCCCCAGGCAAGCCCCUCUCAUCCCCAAUGGAGGACCUCACCAUUCUGAGCCCCCCUUUGGAUGUGCCUCUGCCUAGUGAGGCAAAGAGCAGCAGUGAAACAGUGUGGUUUGUGGAGACACCCCAGGACUGUAUUGUGCUUCAGGGGCGCACCCUCAGGCUGUCCUGCGUCCUCAACACCAAGAGGCCCAUGGGACUGACCUGGUAUCACAACGGGUCACUAGUGCAGUCAGGUGGGCAGGAAGUGUGGGCAUGGAGACGAGGGCCUACCCACCACCUCCAUCUGUACAACAUGACUCCAGCUGCUGCAGGAGUGUAUGCUGCUGCUGCUUACACUGCCUCACAUUGUGUGUGGGCCUUCUGCAGGGUGCAUUACAAAGCCAGUGCCCGGCCAGCAAAGCAGCCAACCUUCACCAAGGGCCUCACUGAUGCUGCUGUGGAGGAGUGCGGGGAGCUGACCCUCCAAUGCCAGGUCCAGGGUCACCCAGAGCCCAGGGUCACCUUUUCCCGAGGCACACAGCAGCUGCAGCCUUCCUCCCGCCUGGCCAUAGAGAGUGACCAGUAUGGGACAUGGACCUUGCGUCUCAGUGACUGUGCACUGGCUGAUGCAGGACAGGUCACUGCCACUGCCAGCAACACACUCGCCUCAGCUACCUGCAGGUGCCAAGUGAAGGUGUUCCCUGAGGGGACCUCGUUGCCUCGCCAAGAUGCCUCCCGCUCCUCCAGACAACACCAGUCCCAGAGCAACCAACAGCUCAAGGGGAGGUCAGGCAGCAAGCCCACCCAGAGGACACCCCACCCUGGGCCUCACCUCUCUGACAACACAGCCCGCACACCUUCCACUGCUGCAUUAACCACACCAUCUCACCUCCAGCUUGAGGACUCAUUAACCACAUCCUCAGGUGCAAAAAGUGGUGGUGGAGAGCAGGAAGACAUUCUGCAGGUGCCCACCAAGCCAGGCACCAUAGCCGAGCGUGAACACCGCAAGUGGGAGGCUGCAGUGCCACUCCCCAACAACCCUUACUCCCCAGAACGCCUGGCACACCGUCUCUCACACACCCGCCCCCCUGACCACGCCAUCUACACCCGAUCUUCCUCUGUAGAUUUUUCUGGGGGCAGUGAGGUUGACCUGGACCCGAGCCUGCAGGAUGGCAUACCAUGCAGGGCAGACCUCAACAGAUACAGCCGGGACUACUAUGUCGCAGGCGGCACUAAUGGCACUGCUGCUGCACGAAGCAGGAGUAACUUUGUGAACCACCAAAAACAUGGUCAGGAGCACUCCCAGACUUUCAAGCCACAACAUCUGACCAAUGGAUGCCACACACCACCCAACACCUCUCAGCAGGUCACAAGAAAUGGCCAGGAGAUCAGGAUUGCAUUAGGAGGCAACCAAAACAGUGUCACCAGCAAGAUACAGAACUUGAGGGACAGCCAAGGCAAGAGUGAGGUGGAGGCAGGAAGUCUUGAGGUGGUGGGCUCCUGCAAGGCUGUGGAUUGGAAGGACGAACUCAAAGAUAUUCAGGCAGCACGUGUGGAGCAGGAGGUGGCCCGGCUGCAGCGGACCAUUGACGAGAAACAGCGGCGUUGGGAGACGUAUGCUCGACAUGCUCCAGGGCGGGGCAUCUCUACUCUGUCAGACAGUUCCACUGAACACCUCCACCAUCCCCGCUCUGAGGUGUACCUCUUGCCACCUCGACAUGACCUGUGGAGGACAGUGAGUGAAGACACCAUCUCAGUGCCCCUGAGAGAGGCCACCCCUCAGCAGCCCCUCCUCCGCCACACCAGCAUGGACAGCCUUCGUCCCACCACCAAAGUCUCCAACAUCCAGUCUCUUGCUCACCAGCCCCAACAGAGCACUACCAGCAUCAAUUCAGUAGGCAGUAGCAGCAUAGAUGGGCAACCACCUAACCACUCUACCUUGAGCCACUUGGGAAGGUCCUUAGAGAGUAUUGGUGGAUAUAGUGAUCGAGAGGCCAUGGACAGCGAUGGUUCCCACCAUACCCCAGAGUCACCUGCUCUGCCCUCUGUCAAGAAGCUGGCCUCCAGGUUUGACACAGGUCCCCAGAAGGUGAACAACUUGGACAAGCAUGGCAAAAAUAAUUCACUCUCCCACUCCGGCAAGAACAUCCACAGCAGUGGGCGAGUUCCCCAGACUGAUCGAGCCACGUACACCAACAACCUCAACAAGCGCAAUGAGAAGCCCUACGUCAUGAAGGAGGUAAGGUCUCUGGCCAAACCAUCACCUCCCCCAGACCCUGACACAUACAGUAGUGAUAACUGGGAGUCUGAUGAUGCAGAGACAGUGACCAGCAUGAGCCUGCCCCCAACUCCAGUCUCUCUCAGUAACAAAUACAGCUUUAGUACCUCUAGCCUCAUUGACACAGACUCAUCCCACUUUGACCCCAAGGACACAGAUACACAGGCCCCUGGGACUUUCUUUGGGGUGACCCUCCGUAGGACAAACAGGAGUUCUCCUGUCCAUGUGUACAGCAGAAAACGGGACUCCACCUCCAGUGAAUCUUCCCGUGCUGACCAGAAAGAGAUGAACUUAAGACGGCUGUCAAGCACAAGUGAGGCAAGUGUGGAGCAAGUACAGGGGCCCUCCAGUGUGGGGCGGCAGCAGACGCCCUCUAGUAGUGAAGAGGAUGCACCUGCUACCCUGCGACAGUCCACGAUCAUCAAGGUGGAUCAAAAUCCACGAUUCAGUUUUAGUGGUCAUCAGAAUUCAGUUCCUUUCAGAAAGUAUGCAAAAUCCCAAAGCCUGGUAGACCUGCAUCAACCAGAAAACCAGAGUCCUCCACCUUCUUUCUCCAGGCAGCAGCACAACUCACCAAGUGUAAGAGGUUAUGCAUUUGCACCAAAAGGAAAAAGAAGCAUGUCUAACUUCUUGAGAGCAUAUACAAGGCAGAAGUCCCUUCAUGAUAUUCAUCAAAUUGAUGAGAAGGCUGAGGAAAAUUUCAGCAUUCAGGGAGCAGAUGAUGACUACAUUCAGCAGAGGUUCCUAGAUCAGAGAAAGGAGCCUGCAUCACUGCCUACAACUCUCAGGAAAGCCAAGAGUGAGAAGACCCUUACAAGUAUUGGUAAUGAUUCAAAGAAUCCACUGGAUUUAAACACUAUUGCAAGUAGUAAGAAAUCACAAUCCCCAAAGAGAAUGUAUGAGCCAACAACAGUGAAUGGCUCCACGAAGAAAGAAAUCAUGCACAAAAACACCAGCACAACCUCAGCACCUAAAGACUCUGUCCAGGCCAGUGUUGCAUUAGUGACAACACCCAGCCAGGAGGCAAAAGCCAGUGUUGCAGUAGUGACAACGCCCAGCCAGGAGACAAAACCCAGUGUUGCAGUAGUGACAACACCUAGCCAGGAGACAAAAGCCAGUGUUGCAGUAGCAACAACACCCAACCAGGAGACAAAAGCCAGUGUUACAGUAGUGACAACACCCAGCCAGGAGAUGAAAGCCAGUGUUGCAAUAGUGACAAUGCCCAGCCAGGAGACAAACAGUGUUGAAGAAAAGAUUGCAGACAUGGAAAAAAGUGUGCCAAAAGUGACUGGUCAUUCCUCUGAAGGAAACAAGUCUCCUUUAGAAUCUCGUGAGGAUGACGAACAUGUUGCUGCUACAAUUGUCUAUUGCUCUGGAGAGGAUCCUUCUGAAAUAAUCUUAAAUGAGGCUCAUGUUUCUGCAUUCCAGGAGCAUCUCAAGAAGGAGGUUCAGCAUUUCUCAGAGGAAUCUUCCUCUAGUGAUGGUGGGCAGGCUUCAAGUAGAGGUAACACAAUGCGUCGACACAAGAGUGUAGAAGAUUUACUGAAAGACUAUUCUAAUAUAAAAUCUCUUGACAGGAAGAAACAUUCUGCACCCAUUGUUUCACCAAAGAAAGAACCUAAUGCUGAGAGUACAGAGCCUUACAAGACAGUUAUUGCAGUUGAACACAAUUCUACACAAGCUCCCUCAAAGAUUCCUCACACCUCCCUAACUAAAACUUCUAGCCUCACCAGACCAAAGCCUAAACCUGAACCAAUGCCCAUGAAGAAGAGUUUGAGUCACUCCUACUUCAAGAAUGUAAAUGAAGAGACAAAGAACUCUCAGACAGGUAUUAGUGUGUCAGGGAAAAAAUUAUCUGAUGAUAGCAGUGAUGGCGAUGUGUUCCAUGCGAGCACCAUCUAUAUUGGAGGUGGCAAAAGUGAAUCUAAUCCAGAUUAUUCUACUAAAAUUACUGUCAGUGGCAGAGCCUCACCACCAUUCAAAGGGGAGAUUACUGUGAAUGACAAACAUGUCAUUGCACCAGCAGAACCACAGCCUCUCUCUUCUGUUGGGCAACAUGGUUCUAUGGUACUUAAGGAUGCUAAGAAAGGAGAAAGGAAUAAAGAUACCAGUGACAUGCCUGAUUCAGUGAUAACAACAGUUGAGGUGAAUGAUACUUUCAUCAAAAAGGAAAGGAAAGGAAAGGAAGCAAGUGACAGCUCCCAUGUCAAAGUGGUAAAUGUCACAAAGAAAGUGAAUCAUAUAGAUUACACAGCUGAGGAUAUUGAACAAGAAGAUCCCAGGAUCCUCAAGGAGUUGAUCAUGAUGGAGUCUCGUACGGGUAAAAGUGGCAUUAGUGCAAAGAUUAUAGCAAGAAAAGAAAAAAUGAAGGAUGCAUCUGUUCCUCUCAAUUCCCCAUUUUCUCCUCUAAGAUCUCAGUCCAGGAAAAAGUCUUCCUCCUCUUUGUCUCCCAGUGAGGAGAUUCCACCCAAGCUGACCAACCAGGAUUCCCAGGAUGAAGGCGUGGACUUUCCCAGUGACACUGCUCCUUCAGCCAGUAGUCAGGACCCAGCAGGGCCUGAGGGGGACCAGCCCAGGGUAUAGUGCUACAGAUCCUCGUGCAUGGUGCCCAGGAUGAGGUGCACAGCCUCACUGCCCGCAGCAUGCCACUCCGUAUUAGGGAGGGUCUGCGUGCUGGCCCUGCUUGUGUCACUCUCCAGGGUCAGUCUUCUCCCAGCAGAGAUGCCCCUUCUCCUGAGCACCUUGGCAUUCCCUGGGGACCAGCAGCCAUUCCUGCACGCCCCACCCAGAUACCUGGAGACACCAGCGAUGACUCUUCUGCCCCAUCAGGCUCGCCUCGCCGGGUGCCACGUAGGAGGAGUGGGGGCCGGCGGGAACACCCAGGCUGGUGUGCACGCCCGGAGUGUGGUUCCCUUACUGAUCCUGCUUUGCAGGUAGCCACAGACAGCUAUUGCUGAAUAAGUCUGUCUCAUAUUUGUAAGAACUAACUUGCUAAGCACUGGGGAGUCUUCAGGAGGAACAGAUGUGUGGAAAAACAGUUGGUUGUGUGGGUUUAAAGAACUGCUGUGAUAAUGUGAUGAAGACAGGCCUUUGAUGCUUUACCUGCUGACACUUCAGCAGCCAGUGUGGUGUUGUCUUGAGGUAAAUGUUUGCAUCAAAAUAGAUAAGAUAGUGAAAUGAAAACUGCCUUAUUGUAGCUCUACAGUAGGCCCUAUAAGUGUGGUGAUACUGAUGCCUUAGAGAGCUUUUGUGAGGUUGAUAUUGGCAAGCUCCUGAGUACUUUUAAGUGUGUGAAAGUUUCCCUUGAAUUUGGGAUUAUUACUGGAUUAGGCAUUCCACUGAAACUUCAUGGUGCAGAAUUAGUUGAAAACAAAGGUGCAUAUGUGGGUAAUAAUAAUUAAUGGAAAAGUGAUGGGGCAUAAACAUACUCUUCCGCAGCUGGAUGCUAAUGACUUGAAAUAUUUCAGCAUUGUUCCUUAUCACUGGCCAGUCAUUAUGACAUGUUCCAUAACCUGGUACUGAGUAAGAUCCAUUGAAACAUUGAUUGGAGACCCUCAACUCUUACCUAAAAGUUACUGAUGCAGUGAUUAGUACAACAGUGAUGAAAAUAUAUGCUUUCACAAAUGUGGGUGUCUGCCAGAAUUCUGAAUAUAGUGUAAUACUAGAAUUCAAAAGAAGUGCCAGGCAUCAGAUUAAGUGUGCAUAACAAUAUAGGAAUUGUUUCAUGCAGGCAAAAAUGUAUAUCCAAAGAGAGAAAUGUUCCAACCUGGAGAGAUCAUACAUACCAAACCAAUGCAGGCUUAUAGACUACAGGUGUGAAUUUUGGCAGUGAUGGUCAUGUUUCAAAGGAUGCUUCAGUCACAUAGUGACUGCAAUCAUUGGUGGUAGAGGUUACUUGAAAUGUCAUGAAUCAGCAAUAUAUUUGACUUUUUGAUAAUGAAUUGUACAUGUAGGUAUAUUGACUUUAAAAGAUCAAAAUUUUCUAUAAACAAAUUAUUACUGCCACCCAAGUGACUGGCAGUGCAGUGGCAUAGAAAGUGAGGUUGUCACAUAACCCAUUAGCAUGCAAGUACUGUUAUCAUCACUGAAAGCAAGAGAUGACAUCUUAAAAAAGAGCUCUACUGGAGUAAAUUUUAACAGUUAAGUUUAUCAAAGAAAAUGUGCACUAUACCAAUCAGAGGAUUGUUACCCAGCAUACCAGGUGUGUACAUGGCUGGCUGUCUGAUAUUCAGACCACAUUUAAUUUCAGUCUCCUUGCUUGCUUCUUUCACAGACACUUAUUUUCUUUCAGUAUAUUAAUUUUUUGUCUCAUCACUGAAGCACUCUUGGCCAAGACCCAGUCCUAUAUGGCAUUUUGCCACUCCUGCAUACUCACCUAAAGCAGGCUAGCCCCUAUCCUGCAUACACACUUAAGCAGGCCAGCCCCUAACAUGCCAACAAGCACUCUUGGCACCACAAACAAUUGUCAGUUUUUGGAAUACACAUGGCUUAAUAAUCUCUAUAACUGUAGAUUUUUUUUUACUCCAAGCAAAUUUUUGACAUAAAGGGUCUGGUUUGCAGGGGGAAAGGCAGUACAUGAGUUAGCCUAUAUUACCGAGAUAUACCUGUAUAUUGAACAUAUCAAAGAACAAAACCCCUACUAUUUUGUGCACAAACACAAUAAUGUUAGCAUAAGCUUCUCUAUUCCUGGAGUACCAGAAAAUACUUUCAAGUUCAGUAAUCUGUUUAUAAGCAGACUUUAGGCUUGCACAUGCUGAAUCAUUUAAGACCAUGAUCAGUAUAUAUAUACAUAUAUAGAGUUACUUAUUGUCAUGCUAUUUUCCUCCCAGGAUCCAGCUAGGAUUUGUAGUUUUUUUUUUUUUUUUUUUUUUUUGUAAAUUAUGCAUUUUACUAUCACUAUGCUUUAAACAGACUACUGUUUGUGAAUGUUAUUUAAGGAGAUAUUGGUUAUGUUUAUUUAAGGAGAUAUUGGUUAUGUUGCUUGUGUCUUAAGAUACUCUGUAGCACACAGAAGUAAGGCAACUGUCAGAUUACAUUUGAGUUAAUACUGCUGAGGCAUCAGGCAGUCUGCAGGUCUGCAUGUACAGGUGCCUUUCAUGAGUUAUAUGUAAACAAACUGCCUUAAGUAUAGAUGAAUCUUGAUAUUCAUAGCUGUGUGUAAAAUGUAUAUUAUAUUGGAAGUGAAGUACUGUAGAAAGGAGUUAGCAGUAGAGUUCUAAGGUUUUUGGAGUGGAAUAGGAAUGGCUUAAUCUCCCAUACUUGAAUUGUAGGUGUGGGGUUAGGAAAUGUGUGGUAACAGAAUAUGGGAAUAUCAGGAGAUAAGUAUAGUCAUGCACUCCUGCUACUGAAAAUUGCAUGCUGAACUAUGUGCUGCAAAUGGAAGAGUCCUGCUCCCAAAGUGUGUCAGUACCUCCUAUGUGCUGUAGUCCUGUUAGUGGAUUAAGAUGUUCCCUGUUACUGGCUUGUAGCUGUUUUUACAUUUUGUAUAUUUGUACAUACCAGAAUGUUUAGUAUAAUCAUAAAACAGCUCAGUUUUAGGCUCACACUUCAGUGCUGCCAAGUGGAAAAAUUUAGUGUUGUGGGACCUAUAUGUGAGUAUAGUAUUCCUUCAAAUGUAAUUAUUACUUGUACAUGUGUAGAUAUGUUUUGAAAUGAUGGUCUAUUGGUGUGGAUUGCCAAAACAUUAUAUGCAACUUCCUACAUAAUAAAACUGUUAGUGUCGAAAUAGGAUUGAAAACAUCUUGUUUCUUACUUUUCAAGUAAAUUUUCUCAUUUCAUUUAUACAAAAGAUGACGAUGCCAACACACCCCACACAUUACAAGGGGCAUGUUGGUAAAUAACCCUCAUUGACCAAGUAUCCUAUUAGAGAUAAUUUAGAUCAAAGCAUCUGUGAUUCUUAUCCUCGAGAAAUUCUCUACCCAUCCAUGAGGAUUUUAUAGUUCAUUCAAUCAUAGCUUGCAACUGGAGCCUAAAUCACUUUUGUAGUAACCUUGUUGCUGAUUGUGUGGCUUUGUCAGCCUGUCUCCCACUUACAGUAAACACCAGCUUCUCCACAGUGCAAGUUCUACUUCUCUUCCCUCAUCUCCCUCACUUUGAACAAGACGAUUUUUUACCAAAAAUAAUUCAUAUAAUGCAAGUCAAGGAUAGAGUUAAAAUAUUUAUACCACUUUGUUCAAUUGCCUUUUUUUCAUGGAUGUAAUUAUCAUAAUGUUGUAAAUAAACACAAGUGGUAUGUGGAGCAAAGUUUGCAUAAACAUUAUAUUAUUAUUGGAUUUUAGGUAAGGCAGAAAAAAAAAGUGGCAAGUAGCUUUAUCUUCAGUUGCUGACUCAAGAUAACAGCUGUGUGCACAUGUUUGUCCUCAUGAUGCCAAGCCACUUUUGUCUUGCAUCUACAGCUAGGGAUAAAAAGUUGCUUACCAUCCUUCUUUUCUGCCUUUUGUCUUGCAUCUACAGCUAGGGAUAAAAAGUUGCUUACCAUCCUUCUUUUCUGCCUUAUCUGAAAUCUAAUGCUACUAACAGCAGCAUUAGAUUGAGAACUUUAUCACACACACAGUACCUCUAUUUUUUUAAAUUUUGGUAUGGUAAUUUAAAAAAGCAGCUUUCAAGUUCAUUUUUAACGUACAUGAUUAUUUUUUCCCUGUAUCUUUUAACAUUAAAUGAGUGUUUAUGCUAAGCAGAGCACUGACUAACUGAGCUACAGAUCAAUGAGCAACAAGGUUAAAAAAGCAGCUCAGGGUCCAGCUGUGUGCUACAAGGAAAUGGACUACAGUAGUCCUACAUUUUGCCCUGAAGUACAAGGUCUGUCACAAAGUAUCUGACCUUACAUUAAUGAACUAACAGUAACUUGUAUUUUGUAGGUUAUACCUAUGAUUUUCUUUAGCGUGCCCUUAGUGGCUCCAUUGCUGGGAGCAUUUCUGUAAAAUUCUGUAUCAGGAGCAUAGUUACAUUCUGUUUGAUAGCUCCUUAGCUCUGAAUUAGAAUAUUUUUAGUACCAUUGCUUAUGGAACAGCUAGAUAUCACAGGGAGUCAUAUCUAGAAAGUAAGGAAUCUGAUGAACUAAGCCUGGAUCAGAUGUAAAGGAGGCAAUUGGCAGCUGCCUCAUGACAAUGCUCUGGCCCAUUCUUUGUACCUGAUCUAGGUUUUCUUGGCCAAGCACUGAACUUGCCAGGGUUCCUACUCUUCAAACAUGGCUUCCUGGUUGUUCCAUAAGCUGAAGAUGUCAUUGAAAGGGUCCCAAUUUGAGAUCUGAGAAAUGUCUGCAGAGCACAACACCUGGUAGCCAUUAUGUAAAAGGGGUUUCAGAAACAUUUCCAACAAUGGACAAGUGUGGAGACCAAAAGCCACUUCAAGAACAUAAUGUAGUUUGAACCUAUAAAGUAUACACCAAGGCGUGAUACUUUUUGCCAGACCAUCAAUUACUGAUGAGUGAAAUGCCAUAUGGUUUCCUACUUUUAUAAUCUAUUGUAUACUUCCCUUGAUUAACUUUAAAUGUAAUUUUAACAAAUCAUAUUGUUUGCAAAGUACUUGUGAAAAGUAAUCCUACUGACAUAAUUACAACCACAGAAAUGAUCAAGUUUUUUCUUGCCAUGUGCAGUACAUCCCUUCUCCCACUUCAGCACUGAGUGAAGGGUAAAGCUUAAUGCUCCACCAGUGGAUUCAAAAUAAUAGAUGCCUCCUCUUAUUUCUCAUUAUUAAGGAAGAUAAUGUUCAUGGCUACCAUUUCCUAAUAUUUAAUAAGAGUAUAGGAAGCAAAUGAACAACUUUCAUUUGCUUCAGUACCUGUGGAUGGCUUGGCAAGCUUGCCGAGGGAUGCGGUGGCUUUAGACCUGUUAAAAUGUGUGGGAAUUCCUGCCUCCACAUAAUGAUUCUUUCCUCUUAUUCCUUUAUUCUGGUGUUGAGUGCCAUAACUUGUCAUUCUGGUUGUUUUCUUUCAUUAACCUUAGUCUAAUUCUGACAUCCUGUAAGAACAUGAAGCUUCAUUAAUCAACAAUAAAUAUACUAUACAUAUAUACAGC